Molecule: messenger RNA, 1116 nt
Organism: Camellia sinensis
Lineage: Eukaryota; Viridiplantae; Streptophyta; Magnoliopsida; Ericales; Theaceae
Source: RefSeq, a predicted model, not a curated record
AUGAGGAUGACUUUCUCGAAGAAGAACAUCAUUCAGAAUCAGAAUCACAAUCAGAACAAGAAGAACAAUCCUAUCCGUCUAUCUAGAAAGCAAAAAUCACAAGAAGAACCAGAAAGUGAUGAACAAGAAGAAGAGAGUGAUGAAGAAAAAAAACAAGUGACUGACGAAGAAGAAGCUGAAGAAGAAGAAACUGAAGAAGAAGAACCUGAUGAACAACAAGACAAUGAUGAAGCAGAAGAAAGACAAGAAGCAAAAUGUGAUCAACCAAAAGACACUGAUGAAGAAGAACAACAACAACAAACAAACCAACAACAAGAAGUCAAUGAACAAGAACUGACAAACCAACAAGAAGAACUCCAAGAGAAAUCUGACAUAUUUCAUGCACAAGGUCAUGACCAAGCACAAACACCAACCAAAGAGGACGACAAGGACAAGCUCAUAUCAGCCAUGAGAGCACAAAUGCAAGAUAUAGAACAAAAAUUCAUGGCUGAAUUGCGUAAAAAAGAAGAUCAAUUGAAGGAAAUGUCCACCAAAAAAACUGGCAGUCCCCAACAAAGAUCAAUGGUCAUUGAUGCCUUCUCAGAAAAGCAAUUGGCACUCCAACUAACCAUUGAAGAAUUUGAGAAAAAUGAUCUAGCCUUUGCAAGAAAUCCAUACGCGGGAAGAUCUUACGUUUUCUCAACACUCAUCAAUCAACAACAUCAACUGAGAUGGAAUAAAGCAUUACUCAGCAAUCAAGGAAACAUGUCAUCAUCUCAAGAGUGCGAGACAGUAAUUGCAUCAAUUGAGGAAUGCCUACAACAAACCCCACACUCGAAUGAUUGUGCAAUCGCCGUCUGCAAUAUUAUCAACCAAUAUAUCAACUGGCAACCUGUGCAGAAAUCACUUCGACCAACUGAGUGGGUCAAAUUUCGAGCAGAAAUCGUCAGUCAAUUCCUCAAUGAUGAAAUCCGAUCUUGGAAAGUCGAGCACUACCAAAUUACUUUAUAUACUUUUGGGAAUGAUCUUCUUCUGGUUAUUAUGAUGAAAAUGAUUGUUGUCAUUGAUGUUAUUAUUGCUCUUCUUCUUGUUAUUAUUAUUGUGCUUUUUCAUCAGGUUGUUUCUAAUAAUUCUUAA